Ilex paraguariensis (yerba mate) is the source of this 1730-nucleotide messenger RNA. The record is from the annotation of a GenBank genome assembly. NCBI's taxonomy places the organism in Eukaryota, Viridiplantae, Streptophyta, Magnoliopsida, Aquifoliales, Aquifoliaceae.
AUGCAGCGCGGGUUUCUUGGUCGUCUCUUUUUGACGUCCCCUUUCGCUCGGUGGCUCGUAGCUCGCCAUUCUUCCACCAAAUUGUUUGUUGGAGGGCUAUCUUAUGACACCAAUGAAACUGUUCUGAAGGAUGCUUUUGGGCAGCAUGGUGAAAUAAUUGAAGUGAAAGUUAUAUGCAACCACACGAGUGGUAAAUCAAAAGGAUACGGAUUUGUGCAAUAUUCCUCUGAGUUUACAGCCAACACAGCUUUAAAGGAAAUGGAUGGUCAGGUAAGCUUGAGCAAUGGUAUAUAAUUUUCUGCACAUGCCGGAAAGUACAACUUUUUUUUCCCUGAAUUUUUAUAAAGAUUAUGGUAAUCUGUUGAUGAUGUACUCAAUGUUACAUUUCUCAGUUAUUGGAUGGCAGAAACAUUCGUGUUCAUUAUGCACAUAAAGGAUGAGAAAAAGGAUCCCAGAUCUGAUUUAGUUGCUGCAUGGUACUUACUUCUACUUAUUGCUUGAUGCACAAAAUGACAAGAGAAUUGAAGGCGUGGCAUGGAAGUUCAUCUGUGGUUGUUGUAACCGCCUGAUCUGUUGAGUGAUCAGAAUUGUUUUGACGCUUGGACUGUUAACUCUAAUUCAGUAAUUUAGUUCUGCAGUGCCUCAAUUACACUAACAUCAUCAAGUAGUCAUUUUAGUGCUCUUGUGGCCUUUUUUUACAAAGAUAGAAUCAGAAGGAACAGUUAUCUAUACUUAAUAGAGGAGUAGCAAAUGUAUCUUUUUGAUGUGUUAUGACCUUUUAAAAUCAUGUACCAUAGAGGAUUGUUAUAUGUUGAGGUAGACUUUUGUGCCUUCUUUGUUGACUUCAUUUGGGCAUAUAGCUCCGUUUUUGCAAUUGGGUCAUUGCGAUAAUUGGUUGGAUGUCUAACUGUUCAGGUGGUAGUGAUAGUAUCUUAUACCUAAACCGGUGACUCACUUUUUGUAAGUAAUGGGGAAGAGGACCGGGACAUGUCAAGUAUCAACUUGGGAUCAUUGGUUGGCCGAUACGAGUCAGCCAUUUGUUCGAGUCUGUGAGUCUCCUACUCAGGGUAGUGUCCUAAUCCCCCAACUCCCAGCUUAUAGACCUCUUUGCGGGCAUUUUCCGAUCAAGGGAUAGUAACUCCUAUCAUGGGAGGAAACUUUGCACAUAGUCGGUGUGGCUAGGUUAAUAUGUUGGGUUAUGAAUCGGGCAUAACAUUAUAACUUGCUAGGCUUUGUCAUGAUUAAAGUAUGGUUGCCUGUUAUGUGUAGUAUUUAGGGGAUUUUAUGUGUUUUGUUUACUUAUUUUGGUGUUUUGUAAGGAUAUAGGCUGUUUGUUUGUGCUAACCCAUAAGAAGACGGGCUUGUGAUAAGUUUCUUUCAUCCGAGCAUCUUAUUCAUUUUUAUCUGAUAAUUUUGUAGUGAGUGGUCUGGAUCUUCACUCAUUCUUUUUUUUAAAGCUAUAUUUUACCAACAGAGGAUAAAGUUGUCACAAUUGAGCGGAAGUAGAAGACAAUAUGACCAGAAAGGAAAAUGGCAAACUCAGAUACCAGUUGUGUUUACAGGCCCCUCAACAGGAAUUCACAUUAUAAGAUUGUACUCUCUGUUUUUUGUUCCUGUUUUCAUUACUUUGUCUUGUGUUUAUCUGGUUUGGGGCUUACUUGUUUUUGGUUCACAAUGGUGUGAAUUUUGUUAAAAGGUUCCUUUUUGAGUUGACAGUUGAUAUUCAAUUU